Molecule: messenger RNA, 3165 nt
Organism: Plasmodium gallinaceum
Lineage: Eukaryota; Apicomplexa; Aconoidasida; Haemosporida; Plasmodiidae
Product: conserved Plasmodium protein, unknown function
Exons: 3
Coding region: 1-3165 (1054 amino acids)
Source: RefSeq, a predicted model, not a curated record
AUGCAUAAUCUUUUAAAAAAUACAUUAAACUUCGAUAACUUUAAGAAUAUUAAACUUGAUUUAAUUAACAAAAUAAACUCUUCCGAUAACAACGAUUAUCAUGAAGAAAAUGAAGUAUUUAAUUUUUUAAGAGAUAAAAAAUUUGUUUCUGAUGAGUUGUAUUUUAGUAAACGAUGGAAUAACGAGAAUGUAUUUUCAGUUAAAAAAGAAUUAAGACAUAUUAAUAAUUUGAAACUUUACUUGAAAUCUAUCAAAAAUUUUAGCAUUAAUGAAGAAACAAAAUUAAAUAAAAGUAGCAGAGAAAAUAAAAAUGUUCAUGAAAGAAUUAUGAAUUUUUCCUCAUAUUUUAAAAAUAGGAAUAAUGAUGAUAUUGAUGGAAAACACAACAUAAAAAAUGUGUUAUUAAUUAGCACUCUUUUCAAUAUGGGGAAAAAUAAACAUAGAUUAACAGAUAAUAUGUUCCGUAAAACAUUGUAUAAAAAGAUAGGAAAAAAUGGAGUUAAAAAAAAAAAUAAAUAUGAAAAGCCUACAUUAAAACAUAUUUUUGAAAUAAAAAAUAACUGUAAAAAAAACUUGAGAAUAACUCAUUUGAAUAGGAUAAAUCGUAACAUAAAUGUUUAUCGUUGUUAUUAUAAAAAAUAUAAUAUUGAAAAAAAAUAUUUCAGAAACAAAGAAAUAUAUUUAAAACAAAAAAUUCCAUUUGUAACUUUUACUAAAAAAAAUAAAGGUUUUAUAAAAAAAGGUAGUAAUAUAAAUAAAUGUGAAGAAUUAAUUGAAGAUAGAAAAUCAUUUAAAAGAAAGGAACAUUAUAGUAAUGAUAAAGACAUUCCUUUAGAAAAAAAAAAUUAUUUGAAUUCAUCUUUAAAUACAAAGGAAUAUAACAGAGACACAAUAAAGGAGAUAAAAAAAAAUAUGAAGAAAUAUGAAAAAAAUUAUAGGUAUGAUAGAGUUAAAAAUUCAUGCAAAGGGGGUUACUUAAGCAAUUUAAAGUUUCUAAUAUUUAAUAAGGAAUGUAAAGAUGGAACUAUUAUAUUCCAAAAAAAAAAUAUAAAAAGCGAUGAAUUAAAAAAAAAUAAUCAAUAUUUUAAAAUCACAAAAUUUGAUGGUAUAAGUAAAACAUCUUCAAAUUUGAAAAAUAUUAACUUAAGUAUAUUUAGGAGAAUGAGCACAAAUAAUCAAUAUAAAAAUAAAAGAGAAGUUAAAAGAAAUAAAGACUUACGUUCCGAUUUUCACAGUAAUAAUAUUAAUUUUUAUGAAACACUGAUUAAGAGAGAAAAAUACAAAGAAGAAAGUAGAAAUAAAGAUUUUUUAGAUAAAAGUGGAGUUCAAAAUAAUGGAAUGAAAGAAAUUAAGGAGAAAAUUCAAAAAACGCUUAUAAGUUUAAACAACAUUAAAAAAAAUAAUUAUAAAUUAAAAUUUUGCCUUGAAAAAGAAAUUAUAGAUAAUACAAUUCACCACAAUGAAUUAAAAAAAAGCAUAUGUUCUCUUUUUAAUGAAAAUAUUCUACAUAGAAAGAAUGUUGAAGCGCGCAAAAGUAGUCCAAAAGAAAAAAUUGAAAUGAACGAAAGUAAUAGAAACUUGUGCAAUGAAAGUUACAUAAAAGUGAUUAAAGAAAGUAGUGAAAAUGUAGAUAAUGAUUAUUUGUAUAACAAGAAUUGUAGUAAAAAUUUAGAGAAAAAUACUACAAUACACAAAAAAAAAAAACUAAACGUUUUUCUCGAUAAAAUAGCACAAGUUAAAAAGAAAAGAAUUCACAAAAAUUGUGAUUUUUACGAUAAUUCUAAUGACAAGAAAAAAGAAACGACAUUGCUUAGGGAAAAUAAAAAAAAUAUUCAACUUAAAGAUAGUAAUAUAAUAGAAAAUUUUUCUGAAAGUAGCAUAGGGUUAGUAAACAAUACAAAAGAGAAAAGAGAUAUUUUAAGUGAAUCUAAAAGCAUAGAGUUUUCUGGGAUAAAACAUACAAGUAUAAAAAGAGAAGAAAGUAUAAAAAAUUUUAAUAGAAAUAUGAAACUUUUAGAUAGUUUAGAAAAACAAUAUUUACCUUACUUAAAUUUUAUAAAAUUAAAUAAUAAAAAAGAAAGAAAGAGUUCUACUCUUAUUAGAAGUCUUUAUGAAAAUCCAACAAAUUGUAAAAUUAAUAGUAAAGUUAUAGAAUAUGAUUUGAAUUCUAGAGAUUAUACAUUAGGAAAAGAUGAAGAUAUAAAAUUUUUUGAAGAAAAAAAAAAUAAAAUAAAUACAGAUUUUAAUAAAGACACAAAUUUAUUAAAUACUAAAAAAUUAAGAAAGAGAAAUCAUAGUUACAAAAGUUUACUUCACUGUACAAGUUUAAAGGGUGAUAUAAUUGACAUAAAAAAUAAAAAUAAAGUAAAUAAUUCCAAUUUCGUUACUCAAGAAAAAAGUAAUAUAUUGAAAAAUUUAUAUAGAGAAAAUGUUUGUAGAGAUGAAGAGAUGUUAAAUAGAAAUUUUUCAAAAAACUUUAAAGAUAACAUUAAAAAGGAAGUAAACAAUAAAAAUCAUUCCGAAAUGGUAGAAAUGAUGGAAACUUAUAAACAAAACAAAUGUCUUAAUGACAAUGACAACUCGUAUAGCAAUGAUGAAAAAGAAUUUAAUGAACAGAUAAGGAAAAAUAAUGAAUAUAAAAGAAAAAUAUAUAAAAAGGAAUAUUUGGAAUAUGAAAAUAAACAACUUAAAUCAUUAAAUGAAAAAAAAGAUAAAGAAGAUAAUAUCCAUAUAAAUAAUACUAUUAAUGGAAAUAUGUUUAAUGGCAUUUUUGUUGAUAAUAAAAAAGCAAAUUAUGAUGUUAAUUCAAAUAUUUUUGUGGAAAAUUCAGUUAAUUUGGAACAAUUUUUUUUAAAUAAAGCAAAAAAAGAAAAGAAAGAUUUUGCUUUAGAAGACGUAAGAAAUAUUAAAAAAAUAAUAAAUUGUGAAAUAUAUGUAAACGAGAAAUUUGAAAGAAUACACAAUAGAAAUAAAAUUGCAAUAAAUAUAAUUGAGAAUUAUUUAGAGAAAAGAAAAAGAGAAUACUCGGAUUUUCCAAAAGAGAAAAAUAAUAUAUACCUACAAAAAAAUAAUGUCAUGAAAAAUUUAGAUGAAAAAAAAAACUUAAAAUUUUUACCAGGCUUAUAUGAACACUACGCUUUUUUGUUACUUAACUUUAGAAAUUGA